Molecule: messenger RNA, 8422 nt
Organism: Molossus molossus (Pallas's mastiff bat)
Lineage: Eukaryota; Metazoa; Chordata; Mammalia; Chiroptera; Molossidae
Gene: TENM2
Product: teneurin transmembrane protein 2
Exons: 29
Coding region: 1-8079 (2692 amino acids)
Biological process (GO): heterophilic cell-cell adhesion; signal transduction; neuron development
Cellular component (GO): membrane; neuron projection
Molecular function (GO): cell adhesion molecule binding; protein heterodimerization activity; protein homodimerization activity
Source: RefSeq, a predicted model, not a curated record
AUGGAUGUAAAAGACCGGCGACACCGCUCGCUGACCCGGGGGCGGUGUGGCAAAGAAUGUCGCUACACGAGCUCCUCCCUGGACAGCGAAGACUGCCGGGUGCCCACGCAGAAGUCCUACAGCUCCAGCGAGACCCUGAAGGCCUAUGACCACGACAGCAGGAUGCACUACGGAAACCGGGUCACAGACCUCGUUCACCGGGAGUCAGAUGAGUUUCCGAGACAAGGAACAGACUUCACCCUCGCGGAGCUGGGGAUCUGUGAGCCCUCCCCGCACCGAAGCGGCUACUGUUCCGACAUGGGGAUCCUCCACCAGGGCUACUCGCUGAGCACGGGAUCCGAUGCCGACUCGGACACCGAGGGAGGGAUGUCUCCAGAACACGCCAUCCGACUGUGGGGACGAGGGAUAAAGUCCCGGCGCAGUUCCGGCCUGUCCAGUCGGGAAAACUCAGCCCUCACGCUGACUGAUUCUGACAACGAGAAUAAGUCAGAUGAUGAGAACGAGCAAGAUGCUAGUAAUGAGUCCCAGUCGACUCUGAGGCCACCUCUGCCACCCCCGCACAACCACACACUGUCCCAUCACCACUCGUCCGCCAACUCCCUCAACCGGAACUCGCUAACCAAUCGGCGGAGUCAGAUCCACGCCCCGGCCCCUGCGCCCAAUGACCUGGCCACCACGCCCGAGUCUGUCCAGCUUCAGGACAGCUGGGUGCUCAACAGCAACGUGCCGCUGGAGACCCGGCACUUUCUCUUUAAGACCUCCUCCGGAAGCACGCCCCUGUUUAGCAGCUCCUCUCCGGGAUACCCUCUGACCUCAGGAACCGUGUACACGCCGCCGCCCCGCCUGCUGCCCCGGAACACCUUCUCCAGGAAGGCCUUCAAGCUGAAGAAGCCCUCCAAGUACUGCAGCUGGAAAUGCGCCGCGCUGUCCGCCAUCGGCGCCGCCCUGCUCCUGGCCAUCCUGCUGGCCUAUUUCAUAGCAAUGCAUCUGCUCGGACUCAACUGGCAACUCCAGCCGGCAGAUGGACACACCUUUAACAACGGCAUGAGGACCGGCUUACCCGGGACCGACGAUGUGGCAACGCUGCCAUCUGGAGGCAAAGGUGAGUUAAUGCCCUGGUCCCUGAAAAACAGCAGCAUAGACAGCGGCGAGGCAGAAGUUGGUCGGCGCGUGACCCAAGAAGUACCACCGGGCGUGUUUUGGAGAUCACAGAUUCACAUCAGUCAACCCCAGUUCCUCAAGUUCAACAUCUCCCUCGGGAAGGAUGCUCUGUUCGGUGUUUACAUAAGAAGGGGACUCCCACCGUCUCAUGCCCAGUAUGACUUCAUGGAGCGCCUGGACGGCAAGGAGAAGUGGAGUGUGGUGGAGUCACCCAGGGAGCGCCGGAGCAUCCAGACCCUGGUUCAGAACGAGGCCGUGUUUGUGCAGUACCUGGACGUGGGCCUGUGGCACCUGGCCUUCUACAACGAUGGCAAAGACAAAGAGAUGGUCUCCUUCAACACCGUCGUCUUAGAUUCAGUGCAGGACUGCCCACGUAACUGCCACGGAAACGGAGAGUGUGUGUCCGGGCUGUGCCACUGCUUCCCUGGGUUCCUAGGAGCCGACUGUGCCAAAGCUGCCUGCCCUGUCCUGUGCAGCGGGAACGGCCAGUACUCUAAAGGGACGUGCCAGUGCUACAGCGGCUGGAAAGGUGCCGAGUGCGACGUGCCCAUGAAUCAGUGCAUCGAGCCUUCCUGCGGGGGCCACGGCUCCUGCAUCGACGGGAACUGCGUCUGCUCUGCGGGCUACAAAGGGGAGCACUGUGAGGAAGUCGAUUGCUUGGAUCCCACCUGCUCCAGCCACGGGGUCUGUGUGAACGGAGAGUGUCUCUGCAGCCCCGGCUGGGGCGGCCUGAACUGUGAGCUGGCGAGGGUCCAGUGCCCAGACCAGUGCAGCGGGCACGGCACUUACCUCCCCGACACCGGCCUCUGCAGCUGCGAUCCCAACUGGAUGGGUCCCGACUGCUCCGUUGAAGUGUGCUCAGUAGACUGUGGCACGCACGGCGUCUGCAUCGGGGGAGCCUGCCGCUGUGAAGAGGGCUGGACAGGCGCCGCUUGUGACCAGCGCGUGUGCCACCCCCGCUGCACUGAGCACGGGACCUGUAAAGAUGGCAAAUGUGAAUGCCGAGAGGGCUGGAAUGGUGAACACUGCACCAUUGAUGGCUGCCCCGAUCUGUGCAACGGCAAUGGGAGAUGCACCCUGGGUCAGAACAGCUGGCAGUGUGUCUGCCAGACCGGCUGGAGAGGGCCCGGAUGCAACGUUGCCAUGGAAACCUCCUGCGCUGAUAACAAGGAUAAUGAGGGAGAUGGCCUGGUGGAUUGCCUGGACCCUGACUGCUGCCUGCAGUCGGCCUGUCAGAACAGCCUGCUCUGCCGGGGAUCCCGGGACCCCCUGGACAUCAUUCAGCAGGGCCAGACAGACUCGCCCGCAGUGAAGUCCUUCUACGACCGCAUCAAGCUCUUGGCGGGCAAAGACAGCACCCACAUCAUCCCUGGAGACAACCCCUUCAACAGCAGCUUGGUUUCGCUCAUCCGGGGCCAAGUCGUAACUACCGAUGGCACCCCCCUGGUUGGUGUGAACGUGUCUUUUGUCAAGUACCCAAAAUACGGCUACACCAUCACCCGCCAAGAUGGCACGUUUGACCUGAUCGCCAAUGGGGGCGCCUCCUUGACCCUGCACUUUGAGCGAGCGCCAUUCAUGAGCCAGGAGCGCACCGUGUGGCUGCCGUGGAACAGCUUCUACGCCAUGGACACCCUGGUGAUGAAGACCGAGGAGAACUCCAUCCCUAGCUGUGACCUCAGCGGCUUUGUCCGGCCAGAUCCAAUCAUCAUCUCUUCCCCGCUGUCCACCUUCUUCAGCGCCGCCCCUGGGCAGAAUCCCAUCGUGCCCGAGACCCAGGUUCUUCAUGAAGAGAUUGAGCUCCCUGGUUCCAACGUGAAGCUUCGCUACCUGAGCUCCAGGACCCCAGGCUACAAGUCGCUGUUGAAGAUCACCAUGACCCAGUCCACGGUGCCCCUGAACCUCAUCAAGGUCCACCUGAUGGUAGCCGUAGAGGGACACCUCUUCCAGAAGUCAUUCCAGGCCUCUUCCAACCUGGCCUACACCUUCAUCUGGGACAAGACAGACGCAUACGGCCAAAGGGUGUACGGACUCUCUGACGCUGUUGUGUCUGUGGGGUUCGAGUAUGAGACCUGCCCCAGCCUCAUCCUGUGGGAGAAGAGGACAGCCCUGCUGCAGGGGUUCGAGCUGGACCCGUCCAACCUCGGCGGCUGGUCCCUGGACAAACAUCACAUCCUCAACGUUAAAAGUGGCAUCCUGCACAAGGGCACCGGGGAGAACCAGUUCCUGACCCAGCAGCCCGCCAUCAUCACCAGCAUCAUGGGCAACGGCCGCCGCCGGAGCAUCUCCUGCCCCAGCUGCAACGGCCUGGCCGAGGGCAACAAGCUGCUGGCCCCCGUGGCGCUGGCUGUGGGCAUCGACGGGAGCCUCUUCGUUGGCGACUUCAAUUACAUCCGGCGCAUCUACCCCUCUCGAAACGUGACCAGCAUCCUGGAGUUACGCAACAACCCGGCACACAAGUACUACUUGGCGGUGGACCCCGUGUCUGGCUCUCUCUUCGUGUCUGACACCAACAGUCGGCGAAUCUACAGAGUCAAGUCUCUGAGUGGAGCCAAAGACCUGGCCGGGAACUCGGAGGUCAUGGCAGGGACUGGGGAGCAAUGCUUGCCCUUCGAUGAAGCCCGCUGCGGGGACGGAGGGAAGGCUGUGGAUGCAACGCUCAUGAGCCCCCGAGGGAUCGCGGUAGACAAGAAUGGCCUCAUGUACUUUGUCGAUGCCACCAUGAUCCGGAAGGUCGACCAGAAUGGGAUCAUCUCCACCCUGCUGGGCUCCAAUGACCUCACCGCCGUCCGCCCACUGAGCUGUGAUUCCAGCAUGGAUGUGGCCCAGGUUCGCCUGGAGUGGCCAACAGACCUUGCUGUCAACCCCAUGGACAACUCCCUGUAUGUUCUGGAAAACAACGUCAUCCUUCGCAUCACUGAGAACCACCAGGUCAGCAUCAUCGCGGGACGCCCCAUGCACUGCCAGGUCCCGGGCAUCGACUACUCGCUCAGCAAACUGGCCAUCCACUCCGCCCUGGAGUCGGCCAGCGCCAUCGCCAUCUCUCACACCGGGGUCCUCUAUAUCACCGAGACGGACGAGAAGAAGAUUAACCGUCUGCGCCAGGUCACCACCAACGGGGAGAUCUGCCUCCUAGCGGGCGCGGCCUCUGACUGUGACUGCAAGAACGACGUCAACUGCAACUGCUACUCCGGAGAUGACGCCUACGCCACGGACGCCAUCCUGAAUUCCCCGUCCUCCUUGGCCGUAGCCCCCGACGGCACCAUCUACAUCGCGGACCUCGGAAACAUUCGGAUCAGGGCGGUCAGCAAGAACAAGCCCGUCCUCAAUGCUUUCAACCAGUACGAGGCGGCGUCGCCCGGAGAACAGGAGCUGUAUGUCUUCAACGCCGACGGCAUCCACCAGUACACCGUGAGCCUGGUCACGGGGGAGUACCUGUACAAUUUCACAUACAGCGCUGACAGUGAUGUCACUGAACUGAUCGACAACAGUGGGAACUCACUGAAGAUCCGCCGCGAUGGCAGUGGCGUAGCGCGGCACCUGCUCAUGCCCGACAACCAGAUCAUCACCCUCACCGUGGGCGCCAACGGAGGUCUCAAAGUGGUGUCCACGCAGAACCUGGAGCUUGGCCUCAUGACCUACGAUGGGAACACCGGCCUCCUCGCCACCAGGAGCGAUGAAACAGGCUGGACAACGUUCUAUGACUAUGACCACGAGGGCCGUCUGACCAAUGUGACACGCCCCACAGGGGUGGUGACCAGUCUGCACCGGGAAAUGGAGAAAUCCAUCACCAUUGACAUCGAGAACUCCAACCGCGAUGAUGACGUCACUGUCAUCACCAACCUGUCUUCAGUGGAAGCCUCCUACACAGUGGUACAAGAUCAAGUGCGGAACAGCUACCAGCUCUGUAACAACGGUACCCUGAGGGUGAUGUAUGCCAACGGGAUGGGUGUCAGCUUCCACAGUGAGCCCCACGUCUUGGCGGGCACCAUCACCCCCACCAUUGGGCGCUGCAACAUCUCCCUGCCCAUGGAGAACGGCCUGAACUCCAUCGAGUGGCGCCUGAGAAAGGAGCAGAUUAAAGGCAAAGUCACCAUCUUUGGCAGAAAGCUCCGGGUCCAUGGAAGGAAUCUCUUGUCCAUUGACUAUGACCGGAAUAUUCGAACAGAAAAGAUCUACGAUGAUCACCGGAAGUUCACCCUGAGGAUCAUUUACGACCAGGUGGGCCGCCCCUUCCUCUGGCUCCCCAGCAGCGGGCUGGCCGCCGUCAACGUCUCGUACUUCUUCAACGGACGCUUGGCGGGCCUGCAGCGCGGGGCCAUGAGCGAGAGGACAGACAUCGACAAGCAAGGCCGGAUCGUGUCGCGCAUGUUUGCCGAUGGCAAAGUGUGGAGCUACUCCUACCUUGACAAGUCCAUGGUCCUCCUGCUUCAGAGUCAGCGCCAGUAUAUAUUUGAGUAUGACUCCUCCGACCGUCUGCACGCCGUCACCAUGCCCAGCGUCGCCCGGCACAGCAUGUCCACGCACACCUCCAUUGGCUACAUCCGCAACAUUUACAACCCUCCCGAAAGCAACGCUUCGGUCAUCUUUGACUACAGUGAUGAUGGCCGCAUCCUGAAGACGUCCUUUUUGGGCACCGGGCGCCAGGUGUUCUACAAGUAUGGGAAACUCUCCAAGUUAUCGGAGAUCGUCUAUGACAGUACCGCCGUCACUUUCGGGUACGAUGAGACCACUGGUGUUUUGAAGAUGGUCAACCUCCAAAGUGGGGGCUUCUCCUGCACCAUCCGGUACCGGAAGAUUGGCCCACUGGUGGACAAGCAGAUCUACAGGUUUUCUGAGGAAGGCAUGGUUAAUGCCAGGUUUGACUACACCUAUCAUGACAACAGCUUCCGGAUUGCGAGCAUUAAGCCCGUCAUAAGUGAAACUCCCCUUCCUGUGGACCUCUACCGCUACGACGAGAUAUCUGGCAAGGUGGAACACUUCGGCAAGUUUGGAGUUAUCUAUUAUGACAUCAACCAGAUCAUUACCACUGCCGUGAUGACCCUCAGCAAACACUUUGACACCCAUGGACGGAUCAAGGAAGUUCAGUAUGAGAUGUUCAGGUCCCUCAUGUACUGGAUGACGGUGCAGUACGACAGCAUGGGAAGAGUGAUCAAGAGGGAGCUAAAACUGGGGCCUUAUGCCAACACCACCAAGUAUACCUAUGACUAUGACGGGGAUGGGCAGCUCCAGAGUGUGGCUGUCAAUGACCGCCCAACCUGGCGCUACAGCUAUGACCUCAAUGGGAACCUUCACUUGCUGAACCCGGGCAAUAGUGUGCGCCUUAUGCCCUUGCGCUAUGACCUCCGGGAUCGGAUAACCAGACUUGGGGACGUGCAGUACAAAAUUGACGAUGAUGGCUAUCUGUGCCAGCGAGGGGCUGACAUCUUCGAGUACAACUCCAAGGGCCUCCUCACGAGAGCCUACAACAAGGCCAGUGGGUGGAGCGUCCAGUACCGCUAUGAUGGUGUGGGGCGGCGGGCUUCCUACAAGACCAACCUGGGCCACCAUCUGCAAUAUUUCUACUCUGAUCUCCACAACCCAACUCGCAUCACCCAUGUCUACAAUCACUCCAACUCCGAGAUAACCUCGCUCUACUAUGACCUCCAGGGUCACCUCUUUGCCAUGGAGAGCAGUAGUGGGGAGGAGUACUACGUUGCCUCAGAUAAUACAGGGACUCCCCUGGCUGUGUUCAGCAUCAAUGGUCUUAUGAUCAAACAGUUGCAGUACACAGCCUAUGGGGAGAUUUAUUAUGACUCCAACCCUGACUUCCAGAUGGUCAUUGGCUUCCAUGGGGGGCUCUAUGACCCCCUGACCAAGCUGGUCCACUUCACUCAACGUGAUUAUGACGUGCUGGCUGGACGAUGGGCCUCUCCAGACUACACCAUGUGGAAGAAUGUGGGCAAGGAGCCAGCCCCCUUUAACCUAUAUAUGUUCAAGAGCAACAAUCCUCUCAGCAAUGAGCUGGAUUUGAAGAACUACGUGACAGAUGUGAAAAGCUGGCUUGUGAUGUUUGGAUUUCAGCUCAGCAACAUAAUCCCUGGCUUCCCAAGAGCCAAAAUGUACUUCGUGCCUCCUCCCUACGAACUGUCGGAGAGUCAAGCCAGUGAGAACGGGCAGCUCAUCACAGGGGUCCAGCAGACGACGGAGCGGCACAACCAGGCCUUCCUGGCUCUCGAGGGGCAGGUCAUUUCUAAAAAGCUGCACGCCAGCAUCCGAGAGAAAGCCGGCCACUGGUUUGCCACCACCACGCCCAUCAUCGGCAAGGGCAUCAUGUUCGCCAUCAAAGAAGGGCGGGUGACCACCGGCGUGUCCAGCAUCGCCAGCGAGGACAGCCGCAAGGUGGCCUCCGUGCUCAACAACGCCUACUACCUGGACAAAAUGCACUACAGCAUCGAGGGCAAAGACACCCACUACUUCGUGAAGAUCGGCUCAGCCGACGGCGACCUGGUCACGCUGGGCACCACCAUCGGCCGCAAGGUGCUGGAGAGCGGGGUGAACGUGACCGUGUCGCAGCCCACGCUGCUGGUCAACGGCAGGACUCGAAGGUUCACCAACAUUGAAUUCCAGUACAACACCCUGCUGCUGAGCAUCCGCUACGGCCUCACCCCCGACACCCUGGACGAAGAGAAGGCCCGCGUGCUGGACCAGGCCCGACAGCGGGCGCUGGGCACCGCCUGGGCCAAGGAGCAGCAGAAAGCCAGGGACGGGAGAGAGGGGAGCCGCCUGUGGACUGAGGGUGAGAAGCAGCAGCUCCUGAGCACGGGCCGUGUGCAGGGCUACGAGGGCUACUACGUGCUUCCUGUGGAGCAGUACCCAGAACUCGCGGACUGUAGCAGCAACAUCCAGUUCCUAAGACAGAAUGAGAUGGGAAAGAGGUAACAAAAUCGCCGGCUGCCAUUCCUUGUCUGGAUGGCUCAACGGGAGUGACUGUCCUCUCCUCUCCUAAGGAGACGAACACCUAACAGGGGCACUGCGGCCGGGCUGCUUUGGGCUCCAGUGGCAAACAAACUCACAUUUUCUGAGUUCCGAUGCUACUGUCCCAGCCGGACGUCCCACAUCCCAAAGCAGACUGAAGCCCGGCGGAAAAUUCCGAGGAAAACACAACCAACGAACGAAUGAAUGAAUGAAUGGACGGACACACACAAUGUUCCAAGUUCCCCUAAAAUAUGACCCACUUGUUCUGGGUCUACACAGAAAAGAGACGCAGAAGGAACAAAGAACA